UUUUGAGACUGUUUUACGAAAGGAGGAUUGAAGAAUUUGACAAAUAAUGUACGGGUUUGUCAACCACGCCUUGGAACUUCUGGUGUUGAGAAAUUACGGCCCAGAUGUGUGGGAAGACAUUAAGAGGGAGGCUCAGCUGGAUGUGGAGGGCCAGUUCCUGGUCAGGAUCAUUUAUGAAGAUGCCAAAACAUACGACCUUGUGGCCGCUGCAAGCAAAGUACUGAAGAUCGAUGCCGGAGAUAUCCUUCAGAUGUUUGGGAAGAUGUUCUUUGAGUUCUGUCAGGAAUCUGGCUACGACACCAUUCUCCGCGUGUUGGGCUCCAACGUUCGAGAAUUCUUACAAAACCUGGAUGCCCUCCAUGAUCACCUGGGCACCAUCUACCCUGGGAUGCGCGCGCCGUCCUUCCGCUGCACGGACGCGGAAAAGGGAAACAGCCUGAUCCUCCACUACUACUCCGAGAGGGAGGGGCUCCAGGACAUCGUCAUCGGCAUCAUCAAGACCGUCGCUCAGCAAAUCCACGGGACAGAGAUUGAGAUGAAGGUGAUCCAGCAGAAAGGCGACGAGUGUGAUCAUAUUAAGUUUCUGAUUGAAGAGAAAGACUCUGAGGAGGAGGCGUUUUAUGAGGAUCUGGACGGUGUGGAGGAGAACGGGACCCAGGAGACGCGCAUAAGCCCUUACACGUUCUGCAAAGCGUUUCCCUUCCACCUGAUGUUUGACAAGGAUCUGACCCUGACUCAGUGUGGGAACGCAAUCUUCAGAGUCCUGCCCCAGCUUCAGCCUGGAAUCUGCAACCUGUCAUCUGUCUUCAGUUUGGUGCGUCCACACAUUGACUUCAGUUUCCACGGCAUCCUGUCUCACAUCAACACGGUGUUUGUGCUACGCAGCAAGGAAGGCCUGUUGAACGUGGAGAUGUCGGAGAGCGAGGACGAGCUGACGGGUGCUGAGAUAAGCUGCCUCAGGCUGAAGGGUCAGAUGAUCUCUCUGCCCGAGACCGAAAACAUCCUCUUCCUCUGUUCUCCCAGUGUGAUGAAUCUGGACGACUUGACGAGACGGGGCCUCUACCUGAGUGACAUCCCGCUUCACGACGCCACGCGGGACCUGGUUCUCCUCGGGGAGCAGUUCAGAGAGGAGUACAAACUGACGCAGGAGCUGGAGAUCCUCACAGACCGUCUCCAGCACACGCUCCGUGCCCUGGAGGACGAGAAAAAGAAAACUGACAGGUUGCUGUACUCAGUUCUCCCGCCCUCCGUGGCCAACGAACUGCGGCACAAACGUCCCGUUCCGGCCAAGCGCUACGACAACGUGACCAUCCUCUUCAGCGGCAUCGUCGGUUUCAACGCCUUCUGCAGCAAACACGCCUCAGCCGAGGGAGCCAUAAAAAUCGUCAACCUCCUAAACGAUGUCUACACCAGGUUCGACAUCCUCACCGACUCCCGCAAAAACCCGUACGUCUACAAGGUGGAGACUGUUGGGGAUAAAUACAUGACAGUCAGCGGCCUUCCUGAGCCCUGCAUACACCACGCCCAGUCCAUCUGCCACCUGGCUCUGGACAUGAUGGAGAUCGCCGGGCAGGUAAAGGUGGAUGAGGAACCCGUCCAGAUCACCAUUGGUAUACACACCGGAGAAGUGGUAACAGGGGUCAUAGGUCAAAGGAUGCCCCGCUACUGCCUGUUUGGAAACACAGUCAACCUUACAAGUCGCACAGAGACCACGGGAGAGAAAGGGAAGAUAAACGUGUCCGAGUACACGUACAGGUGUUUGCAGUCUGCAGAGAACGCAGAUCCCCAGUUCCACCUGGAAUACAGAGGACCAGUUACCAUGAAGGGCAAAAAAGAACCCAUGAAAGUGUGGUUUCUGUCACGAAAGAGUGCACUGACCAGCGUACAGUAG
Messenger RNA from Chanos chanos (milkfish), 1891 nucleotides. RefSeq names its product guanylate cyclase 1 soluble subunit beta 1 (gene gucy1b1). The transcript is spliced from 13 exons. The record is from RefSeq and is a predicted model, not a curated record. Gene Ontology annotation, biological process: response to oxygen levels; cGMP biosynthetic process. Lineage: Eukaryota; Metazoa; Chordata; Actinopteri; Gonorynchiformes; Chanidae. The coding region runs from base 47 to 1891 and encodes 614 amino acids. Gene Ontology annotation, molecular function: heme binding; guanylate cyclase activity. Gene Ontology annotation, cellular component: guanylate cyclase complex, soluble.